UCUUUAGUCUUUAGUUUCUCUCUCUCUCUCUGUGUGUUGCAAAAGCAGAAAAAAAGCUUACUUCUCUCUCUCUGCUUACUUUGAAAAGCCAUUUCAAUGCUGCAACAUUCACAAGCCUAAAACGAAGUGCAAAAGCUGUCUUUAUCUCGUACCCUCCUCACGUUCCAUUUUCUCUUGCACCCACUAUAAAAACCCUCUUUUCAAAACCCUAAACAAGUCUCUCACUAGUCUUUCUCUUAAAGCCCUUCUCUCUCUCUCUCUCUCUCUCUCUCUCACACACACACCAUGGAAGCCCUCUACUUCCUCAAGUUCUGGAGACCCACCACCCACAAUAAAGACCACCGACCCUCUAAUGGAAACAGUGAUACCACCGAGAUUAAAACAACCGUGGUCGACGCAGAUGAUGAUUUCAGCGAAGAGGAAGACUCCUUCUUUGAAUUGGAGCUUACUGUGCCUGAUUUUGACAACAAUAAACGCAAAAACAAAAACGGCAUCCCACUAGACAAAGAUAGCAACACAUUUGACUCCAAGGAAGAUACUCUCCACAACUCGGCCACCAAAGCCAGCAAUAUCGAGCACAGAUUUCCACCACCAACUGUUUCUCUAUCUCCUACUGAUCUCCUCUCUAAAAGAAAGAUCCUCCCUAUUGAACCCAUCUCGAAACCUCAGUCUCCCAUCUCCCUCCUCAAAUCAGCUCCAAGAUUUCGAGUCCUUAUGUUCAAGAAAUCAAAGUCAAUGGCAGAGCACGAAACAGGGAAAACGGGGGAAGCAGAGUUGAAGGGCGUUUUUGUCGAUACCCCAAAGAACAAAAAGCCAAAAAGCAAGCUUUUCACGGUUAAAUUCAAGCUCAAAGAAGCUGCAAAUGUUCCUAUAUUCACAAGGGAUAACAGUUUGAGAAAGCAGAUCUCAGAUGAUUCGUCGAAGAAAUUCCCUAAGGAAGUGAUACAAAAGUACUUGAAGCUAAUCAAGCCCCUGUACAUCAAAGUUUCCAAAAGGCAAAGCGAGAAGCCGAAAUUCACAGCGGACUUAUCAGUGCCAUCGCCGUCAUUUUCUCCGGCAACGCUGCCUUCUGGUUCGCCAAAGAAGGAGAAACCGGGGAGUAUUCCAGCAGGGAUUCGAGUGGUCUGUAAGCAUCUGGGAAAAAGCAAAUCUGCUUCGGCGGCGACCAUAGUUCGGCCGUCAACGGCUACUAGGAGAGAUGAUUCGCUGCUUCUGCAGCAUGACGGUAUCCAAAGCGCCAUCCUGCAUUGCAAGAAAUCUUUCAACUCUUCUAGUUCUAUAGAUUCUUCUCUCUUCUCCCGAUUUGCAAGUGAUCCUUUGCAUGAGAAAUCUAUGGCUUCACCAAGAAUUUCCCAUGAAGAGAAAGGAAUUAAUUAGCAUUUUCAAGCUCUAUUUCUUAGUCCCAGAAGAGAAAAAAAAGCGGGAAAUAUGUUGUUUUAUGAAAUUGAAAUCAAUACAAAUAAAAGAAAUUGAAUAGGGGCUCUGUUUUUAUUUUGUUGUAAAGAAAAGAGAACAUGGUUUAUUAAAAAAAAAAUUCAAAGGAGCUAGGCAGGUAGGUUAGUUUUUGAUCCUUAGCCGGACGUGAUGUGGUAAGGACAAAUGGGUACCCUUGUUGUUGUCUGUAAAGCUAAGGGGUCAUUAUGAGAAACUUGGAAGGAAGUCUGAUAUUGAAUUUUUUUUUUUUUUCGUUUUUGUAUCAAUACCAUUCUCUGGUGUGGUCUUGUAUUCUGCAGUUAGGCAUCAUGUAUCCUUGGAAAUACGGCAUAGUUGUUCUUAUCAAAGAUGUGAUCAUUUCUUCAUUUGAAAGUUGAAAUGAAAGUUACUUCACUACUAGUUUGCUUCA
Molecule: messenger RNA, 1843 nt
Organism: Hevea brasiliensis (rubber tree)
Lineage: Eukaryota; Viridiplantae; Streptophyta; Magnoliopsida; Malpighiales; Euphorbiaceae
Product: membrane-associated kinase regulator 5
Exons: 2
Coding region: 286-1377 (363 amino acids)
Cellular component (GO): plasma membrane
Source: RefSeq, a predicted model, not a curated record